AUGACUGAGAUCAUGGUGCCACUCCGCUACAAAGAAUUUAUCAAUGAUCUUACUUCUCUGGUAAAGAAUAAAUACAUUCCAAUGACCCGAAUUGACGAUGCAGUGAAAAGGAUUUUACGGGUGAAGUUUGUUAUGGGUCUUUUUGAGAACCCAUUGGCAGAUCUUAGCAUGGCCAAGUACAUAGGAAGUCAGGAGCACAGAGAACUGGCAAGAGAAGCAGUGAGAAAAUCUCUUGUGCUGCUAAAAAAUGGUGAGUCUGCAGAUGAGCCAUUGCUCCCCCUUCCCAAGAAGGCCUCAAAAAUACUUGUUGCAGGAAGCCAUUCGAAUGAUAUUGGCUAUCAGUGUGGUGGAUGGACAAUUGAGUGGCAGGGACAUAGUGGCAACAUCACAGUCGGUACCACAAUCCUCGAUGCCAUAAGGAACACAGUUGACCCGAAAACGAAAAUUGUGCUCAAGCACAACCCUGAUGCUGAAUAUGUCAAAUCCAAGAACUUCUCCUACGCCAUUGUUGUAGUGGGAGAGCCCCCAUAUACAGAAACAUUCGGAGACAGCUUGAAUUUGACGAUUCCCGAACCUGGCCCGAGCACCAUUACAAACGUCUGUGGUGCCGUCAAAUGUGUUGUUGUCCUGAUCACGGGCCGGCCCGUCGUGAUUCAACCUUAUGUUGAUACAAUUGAUGCCCUGGUGGCUGCUUGGCUUCCGGGAACUGAAGGGCAAGGUGUUGCUGAUGUUUUGUUUGGGGACUAUGGUUUUACUGGCAAGCUUCCUCGGACGUGGUUCAAGACUGUUGAUCAGCUUCCAAUGAAUGUUGGGGACAGACACUAUGACCCUCUGUAUCCAUUUGGAUUUGGACUCACCACCACACCUAACAAGGCCAAAUAGAAUUACUAGGUAGUGGAGUUUUAGAUUUUGUGAACAAUUACAUUGUUUCACAUUUGUUUGUAUAUAAUGAUACACAUUCACUAGGAUUUUGAUCGGUGAUA
This is a messenger RNA of Ilex paraguariensis (yerba mate), 983 nucleotides long. The record is from the annotation of a GenBank genome assembly. NCBI's taxonomy places the organism in Eukaryota, Viridiplantae, Streptophyta, Magnoliopsida, Aquifoliales, Aquifoliaceae.